UCCACCGGGAUUCCCCCCCGUGAAGACUAACUCAAUCUGAUUUUUAUACACGGAAAUUAUUUAUUUAUUUCGUACGGUUUCGUAGCUUGUUCUAAAUGUUAUCCUAUUUGGUAUUUUGGAAAGUUUUACUGACCACAAGUGCCCUCGGAAAGGUCAUUAACCAUCCUACAAAUUAUGGACUUCGAGAAGUUAGGGAGUAUCCAGCAACCGGAGCUAUGGGUGCCGGACCUUUUGCAUCCAUGGAGCCUCAGAAAUCUCCAUUAUUAGCAGCUACUUACUACUUCGACCCAGUCUCCGGUAGAAGUCAGAAUUUGGAACAACUUGGGCUCAAUACGCAGUCCAUCGUUCGGUCCCUCAGUUCUAAGGAAAACGAAGUAGCAUUGGAAGCCUGCGUAGCAGCCGACGGACGCGAGGGCACGUGCUAUGACGCAUCUUUCUGUAUGGAACUGGGUGGGGUUCCUAUGGGCCAGUGUGAGGACAGUGGUAGCAGUGUGUGCUGUUUGUUUGAGGUAUCGUGUGAUGACGACAGCUAUGAGGAGUUCACCUACUUCAAGAGCCCUUUGUAUCCGCGAGCGUACGAUAAAGAACGGAUGUGCAAGAUCAGAGUGGGAAAGAAAAAAUCUACCAUAUGUCAACUGAGGUUGGACUUUCUGGACCUCGACAUAGCUCGGCCUACCGAAGGCAACUGUUCGCAAGACAUGCUCUUCAUUUCUGGACAAAAUGAAAAUAAUGUCGUCCCGCGGAUUUGUGGUCUAAACACUGGUCAUCACUUUUAUGUGGACGUAGACGAGUCUGGGAUGGUGAGCAUACAAGUGAUGAUGAUCGGCAGUUAUUCCAGAAAAUUCAACAUAAAGAUUACUCAGCUGGAAUGCAAAACUAACAAAAUAGUUCCCGAACACUGUUUGCAAUACUACACCGGAACUCAUGGCGUCAUCAAGAGUUUCAAUUAUGAAGAAGGUGGUGCCACAACGUUCCAGGGUUACCCCAACAACCUGGACUAUACAAUUUGUUUAAAGAAGGAGCCAGGAUUUUGUUCUAUUUCUUACGAACUUGCUUCCGAUGUGACGGGUGUUCAACCGUUUGGCGUAGGUUUGGUCAGUGCGUCCUCGUCUUCAACUGUCACCGGGCCAGUUAGCGCUGAAUGUCCCGACGACUUCUUAGUGAUAGGAGGUAUUCGUCUUUGCAGUGGCCGUAUAGCUGCUUCAACAACUUCCGUCAGAGGGCGUGAAACAAAUACAACUGUUACAGGGCUUUUAACAGACUCAACACCAGGUCCGUUUAUGGUCAGAUUUGUCUCUAAUGGCGUUAACAAUGCUCGUGGUUUUAAUCUACAAUAUCGUCUGAAUCCCUGCAAAUAACUUAUCAAUUAAAAACGAUUUUAAUUUACUGCACUGUAAAAAUGGAAUAAUUUUGUCUCGGAUUUUAGUGACUUAAUCAUGUUUUGUGUGGUCACAUAAAGCUCUUAUCAUUUUCUCGUCUUUAAGGCCUAAUUUUUUGUUCUUUUUACAAUAUGCAUGUUUAUUGUUAGGCCUAUUUAGCAAUAAUAUUUUAAAGCAUUUUCAUGUAAAACGAGAGAGGAUGAUGUUCGAAAUGUUCGUAACAAAAUAAAGAUUUUUAAAAUUAA
Messenger RNA from Limulus polyphemus (Atlantic horseshoe crab), 1624 nucleotides. RefSeq lists its product as uncharacterized. The transcript has 7 exons. The coding region runs from base 96 to 1358 and encodes 420 amino acids. NCBI's taxonomy places the organism in Eukaryota, Metazoa, Arthropoda, Merostomata, Xiphosura, Limulidae. The record is from RefSeq and is a predicted model, not a curated record.